Messenger RNA from Racocetra persica, 1087 nucleotides. The record is from the annotation of a GenBank genome assembly. Lineage: Eukaryota; Fungi; Glomeromycota; Glomeromycetes; Diversisporales; Gigasporaceae.
CGAUGAUACUAGCACUGCGAGCGGGACAGUGCCAGCGUCAUCCGAAGAGGACGAAGUUGCAUUACCUUUGGGCCCAGGAGUUUUGACUACAAAUUUGGCUGUGCCAUUGGUAGUGGUUUGCACCAAGUCUGACAACGUUACCACGUUAGAAAAACAGAUGGAUUAUAAAGAAGAACAAUUUGAUUACAUACAGCAAAGUUUAAGAACUAUCUGUCUUAAAUAUGGUGCUGCGCUCUUUUACACAACCACUCGAGAUCCAAAAACGUUCGAAAACCUCCGUCAAUAUAUUCAUCAUCGACUUCUUGGAUCAAAAUCUUCAUCCAAUGACGCCAAAUCUAUUUAUUCUUUCAAUGUUAAACCAAAUUAUGUUGAACGUGACACAGUAUUGGUUCCCACUGGUUGGGAUUCUUGGAACCUAAUUAAAUGCUUAAGAGAUGGUUUCGAUUGUGACGGACUGCUUCAAGGUUGGGAUUUGGAUAUGACUGGUGAAAAGGAAACAACGGAAGAUGCCGAAGAAGUUAUUAGCGCUAAAAAAGUGUAUGAAGAGGUUGUUGUUCAUAUAGAUAACGAUAAAGUAAAAGAUGAACAAGAAUUCUUCAGCCGUCACUUUGAAACUUUACAAAAAGCUAAUAACGAACGUCCACCAUCGCCAUCAGUCGUUGGACCAAUGAGUGCACCUCAGUACCCAUAUGCUAAUAUCGGAGCUGAUAUUCCAGAGCCAGAUUUAACUAGGCCUAAUCCCAAACUUACUUCCAAAUUUAAGAAACAGCCCUCCGUACCUACACCUCCACAAGCGGGUACGCAGAAUGGUCCCCAACCAGCUAUACCUUCUGGUCCACCAAACGAAGUUCUUGCAAACUUCUUCCAAGCAUUACUCACAAAAAAAGCAGCAACAAAUCAAUCGACUAACCAAGGAUCAUCCCAAACACCACUAUCACCAAACGAGCCCGCAAGCUCCCUAAGCAUGUCCGCUAAACCCAAUAUUAGCACUAAUGGACCAUCAAGAAAGAUGGUGGAAACGGAAUUGGAUCGGUUGAAGAAAUUUUCUAACCCCACAGCCAGCACAGUACAGCUGGAAAAUAAUUAA